Pomacea canaliculata is the source of this 2433-nucleotide messenger RNA. RefSeq lists its product as uncharacterized. Gene Ontology annotation, molecular function: electron transfer activity. Gene Ontology annotation, biological process: cell redox homeostasis; intracellular signal transduction. NCBI's taxonomy places the organism in Eukaryota, Metazoa, Mollusca, Gastropoda, Architaenioglossa, Ampullariidae. The record is from RefSeq and is a predicted model, not a curated record.
GUUUACAAAUGUCAUUAAUGGUCGCGGUCUUUCAGCGUGCUAUCACAACCCAUUCAAUUUUUGUUUCGUCCCAUUACUGACUACUUUAGGAGUCCAGACCCUUUGGUGGCGAUCGGUACAAGACGUUUUGUCAGAGGUAUCGUUCAAAUAUCUCCGAUGGAUCUUCAAGGAAGGAUUCUAGUGUACUCGAUCCUCGGUUGUCCUCACUGCAUGCGUGCGAAAAGUACUCUACAAGAACUGAAUUUGCCAUACACGGAUGUUCGGUUGGAUAUUUAUCCCAAGUCUGUUCGCGAAUAUGUACAACAGAGAACAGGGAGAUCGACAGUUCCGCAGAUUUUCUUUAAUGCCACGCACAUCGGAGGCAAUGACGAUUUACAGAAAUUGGUUCAGGAUAAAGCAAAACUGGACUCCUUGAUAGAGGAGGUGAGAAACACACUCCCUCCUCCCGAUGCCCCUAUACCUCCAGACCCUAGUACAGCACUAGAAUCUUUAGAUCCAGGCAAUUUUACAUGUGAGCAAGAUGAAUAUGCCAAGCUUGUUGUGGAACUGAAGGCAAGUGGUAUUAUAAAAGACCAUAGACAGGGCCUCAGAGUUCACAAAAACACAUUUUGUGGCAAGGAAUUUGUUGACUGGGUUUUCAAGACCAAAGGACUAGAUAGAGAGCGAGCAGUAGAGAUGGGACAACAGCUGAUAGAUCGCCAUUUUGGCUAUAAUGUGAAAACUGAUGAGAUAUUUCGUGAUGAUCAAACUUAUUAUCGUUUGAUGGAAGAUGAUGAAACUUCAGCACUUAAUAGUGGUUCAGUUUCUGAAUGUGAACCCCAGCCAGCUGGCAGGGUUGGAGAGGAACUGCGUAAAAUGAUUUUAAAGCUCUACAAUGCCUUCCUCUCAAAGGAUGGAAAAAAAGUGGAUUACAAAGGAAUCGGAGGCAGCACGGAAUUCCAGACUUAUAUAAAACUGACCAAAGAACUCCAGAGAGUGAAGAUUGCUGACACUAGCAAGGAAGAGAAGCUUGCAUUUUUCAUCAAUGUCUAUAAUGCACUUGUUAUACAUGCAAACAUUGUCCUGGGGCCGCCAGUCAACCUCUGGCAGCGAUACAAGUUUUUUAACACUGUAAAGUACAUUAUUGGUGGCCAAGAAUAUUCCCUUCAAGACAUUGAAAAUGGUGUGCUGAGAGGUAACAAGAAAGGAGUUGGCAUGAUAAUGCGUCCAUUUGGCAAGUCUGAUCCACGCCUGAAAGUGGCACUUGAGGAACAUGAACCACUCAUUCACUUUGGGUUGGUUUGUGGUGCCAAGAGUUGUCCUCCAAUCAAAACAUAUACUGCAGAGGAAGUUUAUGACCAGUUACGACUGGCAGCCGAGGCAUUUCUUGAUAGCUCUGAUGGUUGUGAGGUGGAUAUGACAAAGAAGACUGUGUAUUUAUCUAUGAUCCUUAAAUGGUACCAAGAAGACUUUGGCAAGAACACCGAUGAGGUAGUCCAGUGGGUCCAUGAGCAUAUGCAUGAAGGAGAAAAGAGAAAUCAGCUAGGAGAACUGAUACGAGGAAAAAAGUUUAAAGUGUCACAUAUGAAAUAUGACUGGUCCCUUAAUUCAUAAGGACAAAGACAUGGGAACAAUAAUCAAAUUAUAUGUGUAAAUUUAAAUAAAAGUGCUGUUUUUAUUAUUAGUGCUUACCAGGAAAUAAGAGUUAGUUUACUUAUGGGCACAACAUUUCUGUAUUUAGAAAGUUGGUCGCAUUAUGCCAGUUGAUAUUUCUACUUUUAAAGUACAAGCUGGUAUUAAUAUUUUCAUAUUGUAUAGGGGAAAAUCUGACUAGUCAAAAACUAGAAAAGUGAAAUUGGCUUAUCAGAAGAGUGGGGAGGACAGAAAUGCAUUCAUUUCAGUUCAUAUUUUGUAUGCUUGAGUUAACCGACUGUGAGAGUGUUAGAGACCAUUUUUCCUGUUGCAUCUUUUUGCAAGGGUGAGGCCAAUCUCCCCUUCCUAAUUGCUUAAACUUCAACGCUCUAUUGAUUCCGGUAUCUAUUCCCAGCAGUUGGGUUGACUGGGGGAAGGUUUUUUGUGCCACAUGAAUAUCAUUCAAACUAGCACACCUCUGGGCUUGAAGACAUAUUCUUCCCCCUUUGCUUGAUCGCAAGUUUUAUCUGUGGGUGUAUGAGGGAGCUAUCUAUUAUAUAAUUACAGUAACUAAUCCAUGUAUAUUUUACAGAUCUAUAUAUUACUACUAUUUAUUCUUAUACAAAUGAAUGUGAUAAUCUCAUUUGCAUGCAAAUUUAAUGCAAAAAAAACUUCGUUUGUACAUUUUUGUCUGCAUUUUUAUGAUUUACAAAGUUUGGUAUAUUAAUUAUAAACAAUGAAACAGUUUGCAGAGCUAUGUUAAAACUUUAUGUCUGCCAUUGCCCAUAGAGCUCCUGUCACAGGAGGAUAAUUAACAUGCAG